UGACAGAUGGUGUCACAAACUAUAGCUGUGGCAGUUGCCACGGCGGCACUCGGCCUCCUGAUUGGUGGUCUGAUUGGUCACUUCGGCACUGAGACCGUCUCGGACAGCGACAAAGAGAAGAUCAGCGUGAUGGGCAGACUGGUGACGGAUAGAUGGAAGUCUGAGGAGAACAUUAAUAAGAGGAUUAUUGACCUGGUCAGCACAGAUAACCUCAGAAACAACCUCAUGGAGCUGACCAAGAGGCCCCACCUGGCCGGCACUGAGAGGGACGACCAGCUCGCUAUCAUGAUACAAGAUCGCUUCCUGAAGUUGGGCUUCGACACUGCUGAUCUUGUUCCUUAUGAUGUCCUUCUCUCUCGCCCCAACCACACCAAACCCAACCUGAUCACCCUUAUUGACGGUGCUGGCAAAGUUGUCUUCACAAGCGCCUACACGGAGACCCCGCUGCAGCAGGAUGAUGACGACCCAGAGUUCGUCCACGCCUUCAAUGCCUUCUCGCCUGCAGGGGACGUGGAGUCUGAGGCCGGGCGAGGCGUCGUGUACGCUAACUACGCCAGGGUUGAGGACUUCGACACGCUGGAGAAGCUCAACGUCAACGUCUCUGGCUCCAUCGUCAUCGCUCGCUAUGGCAAGAUCUUCAGAGGCAACAAGCUGCUACACGCCCAGGAUCGAGGAGCCAAGGGCUUGAUCCUGUUCUCGGACCCCGAGGAUGUGGCCCUGGAGGGCGUGGAACCCGAGAAGGUGUACCCCAACACCUGGUGGCUCCCUGGCACCGGCAUGCAGAGAGGCACCACUUAUAUGGGCAGCGGUGACCCUCUCACUCCCUCCUGGCCUUCUACAGCUCACGCCUACAGACUGAAGGAAGAGGACGCCAACCUGGCCAAAAUCCCCUGCCAGCCCAUAGGCUACGACAACGCCCGAGCUAUUCUGGAGAAGAUGGGCGGCACCCCGGCCCCCGGGGCGUGGAAGGGCGGCCUGACGGGCGUGGCAUACAACCUGGGGCCGGAGUUCCUGGACCAGUACCGUUCCUACCGCCUCAGACUCAACACCCACAAUACCCUGCAGGUUCGCCGCUCCUACAACGUUAUCGCCACCAUCAGGGGAGACGUGGAGCCUGAUCGCUACGUGCUGUUGGGGAACCACCGUGACGCCUGGGGGUACGGGGCCGCUGACCCCUCCAGCGGCACCGCCCAAAUGCUGGAGACAGCCAGAGUCCUCGGCCAGCUCAUCACAGAAGGUUGGCGACCACGACGAACUCUGGUGUUGUGCAGCUGGGGCGCGGAAGAGUAUGGCCUCCUAGGCUCCACGGAGUGGGUCGAGGAACACGUGAACAAGCUACAGGAGCGGGCGGUGAUGUACCUCAACACGGACACCUGCGCCUCGGGCCCCAUCAUCGAAGUGCCCGGCAGCCCCCUUCUUUGGGAUCCCAUCACCAUGAUUACCAAAAUGGUGCCAGGUGUUCGUAAUGGUGCCACGAUAUACGAGGAGUGGGUAGCAUUUCACACUAUGCGGAAUAAAACCUCACCUGAGAUGGAAACUUUGGGAUCUGGAAGCGACUACGCCCCAUUUUCUUUCUACUGUGGCAUCCCAUGUCUGGAUCUGUGGUUUAGGAGAGACAAGAAUAAGCACGAUAUAAGCAUCUACCCCUCAUACCACACUGGCUACGAGACGUUCUACAUGAUGGAUAAAAACAUGGACCCGGGCUUCAGGAUCCACCAGGGCUGCAGCCGGGUUGCCGCCCUCACCCUCAGGUACUUCGCGGACUCCGUGCUUGUGCCGUACAGCCUGGAGCACCUGCCUAAGGCCAUGAAGGAUGCUCUCGAUACCCUCAGGAAAGGCGGCAAGCGAGACAAACUCAUCAAUAUAUAUGACAAGUAUUCUCUUCUUGAAGAGUCACUGAUGAACUUCACGGACGCGACAGCUGUCUUCGUCAGGGACCUGAAGGAGAAGAGGACUGAGGACUUGGAUCCGAUCACCACUCGAGCCAUCAACGACCAGAUGAUGAAGCUGGAACAGGUGUUUAUUCUUCCAGCAGGUCUGCCUGGACGACCACAAAUCAGACACGCUGUGUUCGCCCCAAGUCAGUUCGACAGCUACGCCGCGUCCGGCUUCCCAGGCAUUACCGACUUGCUGCACAACAUGGAGACGUUGACCGACACAGAGCGUCAAGAGAGAGAGGAACAGAUUAAGAGGCAUGUCUCCGACCUGACCAUUAUGAUGCAGAGAGCCACCAGCUUCUUAAAGGACUUCCAUGUCAUCUAAGGAACACCAUUUUCCUUUUGUCAUUUUCUCUCCUCUUAUUCACCUCUUCAGUUUUUUUUUUUAGUCGCCAAUGUAUCUUAAACUUGGACGCUGUCGAUGAGUCGAGCCUGGAAUCAGUCCGAGCUCGGUGAGUAGAACAACUCCCGGAAAUUUUCUACAAGUAACCUCUCCAGGUAUGGUGGAACCUAGUAGUUGCUUGAAGAAUCUUUUCAUAAUCCAAGAAUGAUAAGAGUAGCUGUAUUCCAGUGUUCUGUUGUCACAGUCUUUGUCAUUCUGUGGUACUUUCUUUAAAUUGCUUUCUCGUGGACAACAUAAACAGCCUUUUAAUGACCACUUCAUUGAUAAAAAAGUCAUGAGCAAAAAUUUUUUUUAGCCAUCUUGGGUGUUGCCAAGAUUCUUAUUUAAUGACUUCCUGGCCCAGAUACUGGUUGACACAAGAGUACCUCAGGGUUUGUUGUUAGUCUUGUCUCCUUGUAUCUAAGACAGAUUCUCUGUCAAUUUACAACUUGCCUCUUAAAUUGAUGUCCUAAAAUCUAGGAUAUAUAUAUUUGUAUCUCAUUUAAGAAUCCUUUCAUAGUAGACCUAAAUCCUUUUACUUAGUACUGCACACUUAAUCCAUAAUUUUACCUUAUAGUAUCUCUGUCUCUCAAUGUUUCUCUCGGCUGUCAUUUCUAGCACAUCUCCUGCAUGGACAACAUUGACACAAAUAUUCCCUAAUAUCCUAGCCGCUUGAGUCACGAAAAAGCGGCCGAAGGAUUUUUUAGUAACAAAAUGCAAUAUAUGAUAUUGUUCAUAUGUAAUUAUAUAUUAUAUACAUAUAGAUUUAUACUUGAAACUUGUAAUUUUUUAAUAAUAAUAAUAUCCUCCCAUGUA
Messenger RNA from Procambarus clarkii (red swamp crayfish), 3135 nucleotides. The record is from RefSeq and is a predicted model, not a curated record. NCBI's taxonomy places the organism in Eukaryota, Metazoa, Arthropoda, Malacostraca, Decapoda, Cambaridae.